UCGCCUGUGGCGUCACAGGGCGGGAGUUUGUUUGCCGGAGGGGGAGAAAGUUGGGGUCCUCCUCUCCAGCCCUGCCGUUAAGUCACACGGCUCACAAAGCCAGCAGCUCUCAAGCGACGGGGUGGGGAGACAAGGCAGCCGCUUAAGAACCCUGCUCUGAGGAAUUGAGCAGUGCGCCUUUCAGAGCGUCAAAAAAGUUACUUGUUUGGGAAGACAACUGCCAGCAUCUCCCAACAGCCAUCCAGAAAAGUAACGUUAAGCUCCACCUUUCCGAUGGGAGCCGAAAGGUUCUUUGGAUUCCUCACUUUGCCUUCUCCAACCAGGCAACGUCACCUUAAAUAAAUAAUAAACAACAUUCCCGGUUCUGUUGUAAGCAUAUGGGAAUUAUACGUGGAAGUUGUCAGGCUGAGGAAGGCUAGGUAAGGCAAGGCUGAAGUGAACUGAAUCCAAUCCUUCUGCUAAGAUUUCUGUACCCUGUUCUGUCUCCAAGGUCAGGGUCAGGGAUUUGAAAUAACAAGGCAGAGAGACUUAGGGCUUCAUCUCUCCUCAAGCAUGUGUAUAGUACAGUACACUAUGUGCAAAACAGAACCAAAAGAGAAGAGCAGCUUGGAUGAGACUAAAGACCAGUCUCGUGCCUGGCUCCAAAUCAGUAUAAUGGGUAUGACAGGGCUCCCUUGCAGGGUUUAUUAAAUUGAUAUAUAGUACAUGCAUAUUGGAGAAAUAUGUUAGAUGUUGAUUCACAGGUUUUGUGUUGUUGUUUUGCAAAGCAAUCCAAUGCUAUUGUUUCUUAUUUAAAGAAUAACAUAUUCAUAACAUGUUGCAUUUUACUGUGAGAGCUUGGAAACAGCACACUUAAAAAAUAAUAAAAACAGCUAAAUAUUCAUCUAAGUGGAUCCCCAGGGCAUUGUAGAAAUUAACAAGUAACUCUGCAUCAAAAAGUGAUGACUCUGCAACUCAUUAUGCUAUAAUUUAAAUAAGACUUUUUUGACUUUGUUACCCCAUCUCCAAAGUAAUUGCGUCACAGGUAACACAUACACUUGGAAGGUGCCGCUUCUAUAUCCUGCUUGCAUUAAUGUCUUCCUUCAGAGAAACAAUCCCCAAAUGUCAAUAGGAUCAUUUGCCAAAGAGCCUUGCUUGUCCUGCUGAGCCUUGAAGUAACCAAACCCAGAAUUGGGCAACAUCUUGCAGAUGUGGUUGCAACAGAACCCUGAUGAAAGAAUGGGGCUGUAGCAGAAGGUCACAGCAGUUUGGUUUUGAAUGCUUUCUUAGGCACAGGAACACUGGAUUCAGCUCCUAUAAGCUAAGCAUCAAGACUGAAUCCAAGCCAAUUUGCAUCUGUCUGCAGUUAUGAGGAAUGAACACAACAAGCACAACGAGCCAUGUUGACUUGCAGGCUUUUCCUUCCCACUUGCUGAAGAGAAAUUUCUCUGGUGUGAAGAAAGAUCCAGUGAAGGAAGAACCAGAAGCAGAUGUGAAGUCUGAGCCAUUCUUCCCUCUUUCCACAGAGGUCCUGCAACGGUGCAUGACCCGAGGAGCUGAGAGGCAGCUGUGGCUACUCAGAAGCUCUAGCCAUGUCUCUGAUGAUCCCUGUGAAGGUUGGACUAGGAGCACUCCCAAUUCCUCACAGACUGAGCUCUCAUUCAGUGAGCCUGGGGGACAGCAGGAGGCCCUCGGUUCAGAUUACACAAACCUCACAUUCGACCAGGACUUGUCACAUAGCAAGCUGAAAGACUGUAACCUGGGAGAUACGGUAACUGCUGCGACUCUGCCAAUCCAGGAAGGGCUGUUGGAAGAAAGCCUCCACUUUAGCCUGGCAGAGAGGCAGAUUGUCCAGUCAAACGAGCAGCUAGUGCAAGAGGUGCGUGCCUUCCGGCAGGAGUAUGCUGAAAGCCGCAGGGAGACGGCCUCCAUCUUGCACAGCAUGGCUGAAGCCCUAAGUGGUAUCUGCAGCAGCCUCUCUGAAAUCCGUGCUCUCUACCUCCGCCAGCAAGCAGUACCCAAGCAAUGAGGGUCCUCUCAGGAGAAGACCCUCACCGUUCAUAGGCACAGUGUAUACUUUAUAACUCCACAAAGUGUAUCUACAUGGGAAAGAAUUGCUUCUGCUAUUACAGAUAAUUUAUUCAUUUGCUUCCAGGACAGAUUUUUGCCUCAGAGCUUCCUGGUUUCCAGCCUUCCAAUUCCAGCUCAAUAAAACUCUGAAAUAGUGAUCUCUAAGUGGUCAUUCUGCCUGUUGUGCCCUUAUAUCACAUUAGCUAAACAGUCAUUUUUGUUUUGCUUUACCCAGUUUUGCUCUCCACCGAGGAACUGCAAUCUUUUUUCUUAAACAAUGCCAGCCCAAAGGGUGCAUCCAACUGGCUCCUUUUCCCCCAGGGUCAACAAUGAAUCAAGCCACAAAUGCCUAGGGCUGUCCUACUGAGAUGCCUAAAGCUUGUGGCAGAGCCUUUUUAUGUUUACCAGGUACUUUUUUGAACUACAGCUCCCAUGAUGCCACAGACCAUGCUGGCUGUUGCAUUCUGGGAGCUGUAGCGCCCCCCCCCCCAGUAUCAUUGCCUGUUUCUGGAUUUUACCAUUUUUAUCAUUUAAUCAUUCACACUGGAGCUAUGCUGUUAACCAGAUGUCAAUAUUCUUCUGUAAAUCAUCUGAGUAUUAUGGCCUAACUUAACAGAGAAAUACUGCAUAAAUAGAACGGUCUUAUUAGAUUCCAAUUCCUAGAUAAAAUCCACUUACUGGUAGAAGAUGUUUAUCCUAUGGCAGAUUAUUGGUGAAAGAAACCCAUUUAAAAAAAUCUUGCUCCUAGAUUGGAAAAAGGCUACUCAGUGGAAAUAAAUUAACAUCCCUAUUAAUGUGGAACAUAAGACCCUCAGGUCUCCCCACACUGAUCCAAGAACAUGUGAUCUUUGCAACACUGACUAGCUGGUAGACUGGCUUAAAAAACGGGGGGGGGGAGAGAGAGAUAUAGAAGAGUGUUCGUAUAUAGUCAGUUGACAAGUUAUGAAGCAAGUAAGAGGCCAAAACGCCCUGUUUCAGCCUGGUCCAGAAAGAACUAUUUGGGUUUUUGAGGAAUGGCUGCUUCAAGGAGAUAGACAAGAAAGAGAGAUGCUGAACCUCUGUAAAGGGAAGGAAAAUAAUAAAAAUGUAAUCAGAACAGUAGGCUCACACAGGGAAGAAGCUGAAGGAAUUGUAUGCCAAGACUACAGAUCCAAACUGAAGUUUAUGUUGCCAUGGCAAUCAAACUUUUGUUAGUUUUUUAACAGACACUGGCUAGGCUAGUGUGACAUAGGUCCCCCCCCCACAUUUCAGUUUUUUUCCAACUCUGUGGACACCUCAUUGAAAGUUAGCCCCACUGUAUUUAGUCAAGGUUACUUCUGAGUAGACAUAAUUGUAGUUAGUGAACUAGAGGGAGAAUUUACACAUUAGGAAUGAGUGAAGCUUACUUUUGCAGUUGUAUGUAAAUGUUACUGCUCUUUGAGUCUACUUUUGAGUUCUACAAAUUACCCGCGGAUGCUUAUAUCGUCACAGGAUAAGCAAACAGAUUUCUAAUUUCAUUUCCACCAUAGCCACCAACAGCAUUAACAUUAUUUUCCUUUCCUAAGCUCUUUAAUGUUCCACAUGUAAGAGUUGGUAUUGUAUCUUCUAUUAAGCACUGUUUUCUAGGACCUUCUGUCUCUGGUCCAGGUGAGGAAAAAAGUACCUGCCAGAUCUUUUAGGUUUCAGUUCUCAGAAGUCUAGCCAGCAGUGAUUCCUAUGAUAAGAGUCACAGCCCAAAAUGUCUCCACAGCCAGUGGUUCUCUAACCUUCAUUUAUGCACCACCUCUUACGCUUACACGAAGAAGGCAGAUGAACAGAAAGGGGGAGAAAGAACUUGAUCAGUAUUUACAAUUUUAAUACACAUUUUAGUAAACAUUGUGUGAUGCAAACACUUGCCAUUUUUUACUGUAACAUAACUUAGCUGUACCGACUGCUGCUGGAAUACAGAGGGACCACAGUGGGAACAAAUUUUGAGCAAGUGGUUGGAGGCCAUACAUGCCUCCUGUCCCAAACUGGUGUCUUCUUAAUGGCACACCACAGCUCAGAAGGAGAUGCACUCUCACUAGAGGUUCUCUGGAAACAAGCAACAAACUCUGGGUCUGCAAGGUUGUGUUUUACUGAGGGGAAAGGCCCAAAACAGGAGUGACACAGUGUCUCAUUCCCCUUCACAAUGGAUCCACUGACUACCCCAGUUGCCAAGAGCCAUGAAUUCCUGGAAACCAUCAUGUGAAUGCACUUUUGCAUGCUUGCACAAGGACUGUCUUUGUACUCUGGCUGGGUUAAUCAUCUCUCCAGCGAGUGACACAAAAUACCUUGCACCCUCAUUUCCACAGAUGAGACCUUGCUGUAAUCUGAGGAGAAAGACAAGUUUAAACCUGCACUGACAGACUGGGUGGGCUGGUUAGGAAGAAGCCAUGCAGCAACAAUACAGGCAAUGCUGCAGGAAGAACGAGGAACCUCCACAGGAAAUAAGGCUACACUGCAAAGGGAAAGAGGGGCUAGUUUAAAAGGCUUCACGGACAUUCAACCACUGACUGCAAAGCUGAGAAGGGGAGGUUUGGUUGAAGAGCCACUGUACAUGGGUCUAUUUUAGCUGUUAUUCUUUAGUGAAAAGAAAGGAGACCAGGCUAAGUGGCUGAGUUACAAUCAAGGCCAGACCUGCUAUUAGGCAGAGUUCAGUCACAGCUGAUGCAGGGGAUUGUGGCAGUCCUCUGGCUGUUUCUCCCAAGCUGUCCUUCAUCUUUUAUCCUCUGUCAUCUUCUCUUGCUCCCCAUGUUCUGCUACCAGUAAGAUUCAACUGACAGAACCACAUUCUAUAUGGAGGUGGAGCACCGUCUUGUUUUCACCUCAGGCUGUAAAAUGGCUGGCCAUUGUUAGAAUAUUUUGAAAUACGAAAUACAGUCCUGUGUCCUGUCAUGAGAGGCUCUCAAGGACAUUUUCACACACAGGAUUUAAAAGAGAUCCUUGGUGCAAUCACAUUCUGAUAGCAACACAGAUCAGAAUGCUCACUGGCAUUACAAAUGGCACUCUUCAUCCUUUGCCCUUUGCCCUAACAAAAGUAGAUGUUAAAACCAAUAGUGUCAGAGUGACACAAAAGCUGAAGAACAGCUGUGCUCGAAAAAGGACCACAAGAAAUGCAAAAAUGCCUUGGAGCUUGAAAAGCUGGCAAAGGGCAGAAUAACCAAGACAAGAUGGCAAGUGUGUGCGCAUGUGCGACUGCCAGAUGUCCAGGCUUCAUGUUACUCUGUGAAACCAACAUAGGGUAAUAUGUUGUUUAUAUCGGAAUUCAUCCUGUCAAAACAGACAUUUUACAAACAAGGCUUUUAACUUAUAUUUUUGCUUAACUUGAUCUAUAAUGUGAAUAUAACACCUGGAUGGCUUAAGAUGCAAGUUUUUAAAAGUCUCUUCCACAUUCUGCCCUUCAUUAACAACAUUCAUACAAUGCAGACAACACGAAAGAGAUUCAAAGACAGUAAGGCAUUAGCAUUCUGGGGGAAAUUGUCAAAGACUCACACAAAGUUGAAAUUACACACAGCACUGAGUCAGCUAUCUUUAUCACCCUUCCCACCCACCUCUGGCUCUACCCACAGGAAAUGCAAUUUUAUGUUUGCAAGGGGAGACUUGGCCUACAAACCCUACAAAGCUUUUUUAGCUAAUGCCAAGCAGUUCAUCAGAUAUCUUGCCUAUUCCUUCCGGGGCUUCGGCUCAUCUCUUGCAAGGAUUCUGCUCUAGGCUGGCCAUUGAGCUGAGAUUCCCACAAUCCCCCACCAUUGGCUAUACUGGCCAGCGGUCAUGAGAACUGUAGUCCCACAAAAUAAGUGUUGCAGGCCCACAUAUUCUUUUCAGUCUGUACUUUGCACUGGCAGAUUUAUUUAGGUAACUCAGAAUAUGCUCCAUGGGGUUUUCAGGCAGUAUCCCUUCAAGGCACUGACCAGUUGGACAUCUAUGUAGUUCAAUGAGACGUAAAACAUCUCCGGAGUCUUGAGAUGUACAGGCACCUUCACAUCCACUUCUUCAAAACAGUUGGGGGCUUCCUUAAGACAUAAAACCUCAAUUAGGACCAUGGUUGAUCUUCAUGUUUUCUAAGGGAACCUGGGUGAGCCAAAAUCCAAGCAUGACAAUACUUGUUUCACUUUGCUCUUUUCUUUCUACCUUGAGGCAGUUGUCUUCCCACCUCCCACUGAAGACGUUCAGAUGCACUGUAGCAUACCAGUCUUCUGCACCUGUGUCGACAUUAGCCCUUAUCUGAACCCAAACAGGAAACAAGGAGGACUAGGAGAUUCCCUAAAUGACAAAGACAGGAAGGGAGGGGAGAGCACAGAAGAAGGGUUACAAUGCUUCCCACCAUGCAGAGCAAAAAGGAUAAGUAGUAAGGAAACUAGCAAAUACUGAAGCUUGGGCUGGAGCUUCAAUGCAGCAGGAAGUUCAUACAAGUUCUGUGGAGAUGGUUCUGGCAGGCCCAGAGAGGAAGAAUUUUGUUGUAUCAUCUCUGAAAGGUCUUCCUCAGGUGCUGGGCUGUGAUGGCUGUGGUGGGAUGUAGGGUGGAGGAGCUGUC
This is a messenger RNA of Pogona vitticeps (central bearded dragon), 6583 nucleotides long. The record is from RefSeq and is a predicted model, not a curated record. NCBI's taxonomy places the organism in Eukaryota, Metazoa, Chordata, Lepidosauria, Squamata, Agamidae.